Messenger RNA from Penicillium vulpinum, 4338 nucleotides. RefSeq lists its product as uncharacterized. The record is from RefSeq and is a predicted model, not a curated record. Gene Ontology annotation, biological process: mRNA export from nucleus. Bases 1 to 4338 code for a protein of 1445 amino acids. Gene Ontology annotation, cellular component: cytoplasm; transcription export complex 2; nucleus. The transcript is spliced from 4 exons. NCBI's taxonomy places the organism in Eukaryota, Fungi, Ascomycota, Eurotiomycetes, Eurotiales, Aspergillaceae.
AUGGCUAGCCCGUUUAAUCCUUCUGCUGGCCGUGGCCACAGGGGAGGCGCGCCGGGCGUGCAGGGCUCAACGGGACGGGGAAGAGGUGGGAACACUGGACAUACGUCAACCUUUGUGUCUCGAGGGUCAGGUGCGCCUCGCGCAACGAGGGCUCGAGGGCGCGGACGAGGGGCACUGACAUGGACAGCUCGUGGCCGUGGUCGCGGGGCAGGCGCUGUAAGCCAGACCGGGAAUGGAUCUCAACAACCUACAGAGGGCCCCAGGCCGGGUAUCGUCAACUCCCCGUUUGUGCAAUCAAAUCAACAGAAACCUGUUGCAUCACCAUUUGGUGCUCAGCCCGCCCAGAAGUCUCCGUUUUCUAGAAUCUUAAGCAACAACACUUCGGCUGGGAACACCACCAAAAACCCAUUCGCUCAACCCACGAACACGAAACAAAAACCCUCGACAAAGUUUAUCGGCGGGGGAUCUAAUACUACCGCGAUUAUGGAGCAUGCAUCUACGCUGAACACCUACCAGGAACGCUUUGACAAACUGAAAAUCGAUCAAGUGAAACAACGCGAACGGGCGAUCAAGGAUGGCCAGAUGGCAGAUCCGAACCAGCCGACUUCUUUGAACCAAGCCAUCACACCCGUGGGUACCUGUACCGGCAUGUGCCCUGAUUUUGAGAGGGUGGAGCGGAUCGUACAGAAAGCGGUCGACAAGUGCGAAAAGUAUCAUAACCCGUCAACCAAUCAGCUGGAAAUCAUGGAAACCAAGAUGGUGAAACGCUUUCGGCGUGCAGCAGCUGGAAAUGACGAGCAGUUGCCCUCAGAUAUCCGGACACCAAAGACACUUUUGCAAACGAUGAACUAUCUCAUCCGUUAUGUUAUUAAUGGUGGUGAAUCGUUGGCCGUUAUCCACAUGUUUGUCUGGAAUCGAACCCGAUCAAUCCGAAACGACUUCUCGGUGCAGCAACUUACACACGAAGAAGAUGUGAAGACCGCAGUCAUUUGUUUAGAAAGAAUUGCGCGGUUCCAUAUCGUGUCUCUGCAUCUUCUUUCUAACCCGGCGAACACGGAGCAAUUCGAUCGUCACCAGGAGCGAGAGCAGCUCAACAACACUAUGCUCUCUCUUAUGUACUACUACGAUGAUAAUCGCGAGCGUAUUCACUUCCCCAAUGAAGACGAGUUCCGCGCCUACCACAUCUUGUUCUCUAUCCAUGACCAGCGGCCUGACCUGGAAGCCCGUGUCCAGAAAUGGCCAGCUGCCUUACUCGCUUCACCUCGAGUGCAGGUGGCAUUGGAACUCUUUGCCGCUGCCUGUAAUACAUGGGAGCCUCAAGGUGCGCUGGAUUCUCGACGACCAAAUGCAAUUGCUCAAGGAUUCUACACUCGCUUCUUCAACAUCAUCAAUUCCCCGAGUGUGUCGUACCUGAUGGCCUGCGUGGCUGAGGUGUACUUCAAUCACAUUCGUCAAACAGCAAUCCGUGCCAUCUGGAAAGCUUACUGUCGGACUCCGCUGUCACAGCAAUCCAAAAAUGAUCAUUGGACUGUGGAAGAAUUAACCAAGGUGUUGCACUUUGAUUAUGAUGAGCAGACAAUUGAAUACUGUAAUGCACAGAGCUUACAGUUUGUGGAGAACGCGAGUGGUGGACUCUAUCUUGAUUGGGGCGAUCGACCAGUAGACUCUGUUGAUUUUGCACCUUCAUCUGACCACUCUUUCUCUGAGACCUACGUGGAGUCAAAGCGCGCAGGACGUAGUCUCGUUGCGAUAAUUCUCGGCAUGAACAUCAGCGAAGCCGCAAGAAUGGGCAUGGUUGAUCGCUCCCAAAUACCUCAAAAGAGUGAAACCAUGCCUGAGGCUGAAGAUGGAGAUCUCUUCGUGAGUGAUGUUGAUAAUCAGACACCCGCACCUGUGGUUGAAAUACACAACAACCUUCUUCAGGACACGUCUGCUUCUGAAUUCCGGAUCGCUUCUGAAUCUCAGAAAUCUUUACAAUCUAUUCCUGCAAGUUCGCCUUCCAUGUUACAGCCAAACCAACCACCCGACGCCCCAAAGCCGCCAAAUCCUUUCGCAGCAGCCUUUCAGCCAUCUAAAAUGCCGUCUCCCUCAAAUCCAUUCCCAGCUUCAAUCCCCCCGGCCUCUGUUACGCCAGCAGCGCCGUCUCCUUUCACUUCUUCGUCAAAUCCAUUCUUGUCCACAAAAGAACCCGAGCCAAGCAAAAAGGCCGAUGCCUCUGCGCUGACCACUAAUAUGACACCCUCGCCCUUCCAGACAAAAUCCCCUACUUCUCAGCCUGACACCGCCGAAAAGUCAGCUGUUUCGUCUAUCGGCCCUGCUGGGUCCUCGCCGUCCGCUUUCGCCUCUACGUCUUCCUCUUCCAUAUUCUCAAAGCCGGCGUACGCAAAACCCAAUAUGGAGACAGCCGUAACAGCUCCUCCAGCAUCUGUGUUUUCAACCCCCAGUUUCUUCCCUCCUGCAUCGUCGACUGCAGACAAAUCCGCCUCUGUGUUCCCAAAUAGCCCUUUCACUGCGCCAUCUCCAUUCUCCUUCUCUAAGCCACCAGAGCCAAUCCAGAAGACAGAGACAUCGGCGUCGGUUUCCACCGCACCAUCUAUACUCUUCAAGCCCAGCAGCUUGCCUCCUGCAUCGUUGACUGAACCUAAGAACCCAUUCGCGCCUUCGGCAUUCUCUGGUGCUAACCCCUUCGGUCCUACAUCUAUGUUCCCAAAGGCAAGCACUGAGAUAGAAAAACCUGCUGUCGAUACCCCUAUCCAGCCUACCGCGUCCAAAAGUGACGCCAAAUCCACGCAACUAUCGAUUGCAUUAAACAAUCCUUUCGCGCUUCCGAACGCUCCAUCAUCUGUUCCAGCUGUGGGCCUGGGAAGCACUGUUACCUCUGCUACUCCAUCUCCAUUCCAAGCUAUCAAAGGCAAGGAACCUGCAACUACGUCAAGUUUCGGGCAGCCCUUCUGGCCAUUUUCGGUGAACAAUGCUAGUACCAUUUCGGAGUCUUCGAGCGCGGCUGCAAGCCAGUUUCCAGCUACUGGCUCAAUCUCUGCAGUUCCCAAGGUAUCGCAGCCAAGUCAGAAAGCAGACAUCCCAGCAACUACUGCGCCCACCCCCGAGAAUCCACCGUCGGGUAGUCUCCAAUUACCCAAGCCGAGUGAGACUUCGAUAUUCAGUCACUCCGUUCCUGCACAGGCCCACGCACCUGGCUCACAUCCUAUCAACGGCUCCGCUUCAGUUUCAGGUACGCGUCGAUCUGUCUCGCACACUCAAGCGACUGCCUCUUCAUCUCCCCGAACUCUCUUUGAAGCACUGCGGCAGCCUAAAAUAUUUGAUACCACAUCGAAUGCAUACUCGCCUAAAAUGGCAAUUACCCAGCCGCCAAAGCCCUUGUUCCAAAGCUCAGAAUCCUCAGGGGUAUCAGGACAGCAGGGAUCAUUGAAACGACAGCAUGAGUCCACUGAUGCAAAUGCAUACAAUCAGCACAAGAGGCGUUCAUCGCUGAAAGGAAAAUCUCCUGCUGCAGCGCCUGAUGGAUCAUUCAAACGGUCUGUGCACUUUGAAGAGGCAGACCAAAAAGAAAAACCUCUGACCCAGGAAUCGCAAGUGUCUUCGGUGGACAAGAAGGCUAAAGUCCCCAAACAGAAGCGAGAGCUGGAUGAUCAGACUGAGCCCCAGCCAGAGGAACAAGGCCCGAGUACUAAGGUGCCCAAGCUUUCUACAGGGGACGAAUAUGUCCCUUUCAAUUUCUCCGUCUACAAAGCCGAAAACCGCCCCAUGCCCAAGCUCCCGAUCUUGGAAAAGCUGGAACAAAAGCUUGCACAAGCCCAGGCCUUGUGCGAGCCGAGGCCUCUGACCGAAGAACAACUAAAGUACAUCGAGGAAGCUCGACUGAAACGGGCUCGCCAAGUCGAUGAGGACGAGAUUGCCCUAUCCCGAGCACGGAUAUUGGCCGAGAAGUUGAGAACCGGCCCUGGCAUUUUCGACGGUUGGACUGGAAGAAUCCGAGAGCCAUGGCAUGAGCCAGACUGGAACCCCAUUGCCCGGAUCCUGGAAAAGUAUCACGCCCGAAACAUUCCCCAGCCAACUUCUUAUUCACCACCCCGUCUGACACUUAAUCGCACCCCCAGUGGAUACGAGGUCGCUUACGCUCCUGAUACCCCGGACCGACCUAUGUCCCGCACUGAACAACGUAUCCGACGCACUGGCGCCCGUGGACUUGCACAUUUGCCCCUGGAUUUCGAACGUUAUAAGCGAGAGAAAGAGGAGAUGGCUAAGAGCAAGAACGGAAAGAAGGAGAAUAACGAGAAAGAGAAGGAGGAUGAGGAAGAUAAACACGUGUCUUCCUAG